Ectocarpus siliculosus is the source of this 972-nucleotide messenger RNA. The record is from the annotation of a GenBank genome assembly. Lineage: Eukaryota; Phaeophyceae; Ectocarpales; Ectocarpaceae.
AUGGCGGAAGCUCUGCUUGCCCGCGGCAACUGGUUGGAGACGGAACCUGGUGUUGAGCGUGAUGGCACACGGAACGGCAAGGCGUACCGGCACAAGCAUUCACCAACAUCCCUCUGGUUGGUAGAAGGGAGGCUUCUCGAUCUUGACGAUGCGGACAGGAGGUGGGCUUCGGCAUCGUCGGUAGGGAGCACUGACGAGAAGCCGUCACGGGAGCAGCGUGAACCCUUGGCUCUACCCAGCGAUGUUGUGUUCCUGAGCAAGCACGUGGCCAAGUCCGGCGUCCCCGCGCUCUGCGUUCACCCCAUCGGCGUCCCGAACCCGUCAUCCUCAAAGGAAGCUGGAGGCAAGCCCGGCCGAUGUCCACCCCCGUCGCCGCGCCUGGCGGGCUGCCUAAGAGAGCUUGGCCGUGCAGCGCGAGAAGCAGGGCUGGACAGCUCCUUCGACACCACGCUCGAAGUUACGCAUCACGGCCCGUGGUUGGAGACACCAGCGAUGUUCGUCGAGAUCGGCUCGAGCGAGGAGCACUGGGGACGAGCCGACGCGGCAGAGGUUUGGGCGAACGUUCUCACAAGGAUGCUUGGCCUCGACGGGUCACCAGCGGGCGACAUCAACUGGCGUGACCUGGACCCCGCCGCCCGGGCGGAGCGCUCCGCCUUCGUCUGCAUCGGCGGGGGGCACUACGCGCCGAAGCCGGGCGACCUCGCCCGGCGCAGCGGCUCAUACGUCGGCCACAUGUUGGCGUCGUACGCGCUCGAUUUCGGGCGGGGAGGUGGGGAGGGCACGUGGCGGGAAGCAGUGACGGAGGCUGUGCGGAGCACCCGGGCGGCGUUUCCGGGUGCGGGGGGAGGGGUUGCUGGUGGGGUCGGGGCGUUGGUGGACAAGAAGGCGUUCCGGGCGCGAGAGCGCGCCGCGUUGUUGGAGCACCUCGGGACCCUCGGAGUGGAGCACAGGUUCAAGAGCUCGGAAUGCUGA